CUACGCCUGUUAAGCUCAGGAAAUGAGACCUCGGAAUCUAUGAUAGUUUGUUGGUCGUUAUAGAUUGCCUCACAUGGGAUUCAGACCAUCCAGCUAUGUUUGGCUCUUCCGGCUAAGUAGCGUUACCGGCAAACUGCGUCUGCCCGCGGCUUCCUGCUUCCGCGUUGCGCCGACAUUGCGCACUGGUUUCCCUCUGCAGUUUGCACGAAAACUCACGAUGCAGCGGGGGCAAAACGUAACCAGCGGCGGCAGCUGGGGCGAGAGGGAGGCGGACAGAGCGGACGAACCCGGGCCGGUUCUCUUCAGAAACAUUCCCACUAUUGGCACACAAAGCGCGGGGACGCCGGUGGACAAGAAACGAGCGGCACUUAGUGUUGGUGAGAGAAGCGCGAGGACUCCCAGUCCUCUGUGCGGGGCCAACUGUGAUGACGAUUCGGAGGCAGAGUCCUUCCGGGAUGGGAGAACGGAGGACGUGGACCGGGACACGAGGGUCAGGGCGUUUGCGUGGUGCCGAGACUUUCUGUCGGGGCGAUGGAAAACUAUUCAAGAGGACGAGUUUCAAAUCAGCAUCAUCAGUGGCGGAUUGAGUAAUCUGCUGUACUUGUGCAGUUUGCCUGACCAUGUGCAGCCUGUGGGGGAGGAACCCCACCAGGUGCUCCUCAGGAUCUAUGGGGCCAUCCUCCAGGGAGUGGAUUCUCUGGUGUUGGAGAGUGUGAUGUUUGCAAUCCUUGCAGAACGAACUCUGGGUCCAAGACUCUAUGGCAUCUUCCCAGAGGGACGCUUAGAGCAGUACAUUACGAAUACCCGUAUGCACACGGAGCAACUUUCUCAUCCAACAGUCUCAGCAGAAAUUGCCACCAAGUUGGCACGUUUCCAUGAAAUGCGUAUGCCCUUCAACAAAGAACCAAAGUGGCUGUUUGGAACCAUUGACAAAUACAUGGAUCAAGUGAUGAAGCUGCAUUUUGUGCGGGAAGCUCACCAGAAGAAAUACAAAAAGCUGAUGAAGUUUGACCUGCCUGCUGAGUUGGAGAGCCUGCGUGCAUUGCUGGCAGCAACUCCAUCACCUGUGGUGUUUUGCCACAAUGACGUCCAGGAAGGUAACAUCCUGAUCCUCGAUGACAAGGACAAAACCUCAACAGACAGACUGAUGCUGAUUGACUUUGAAUACAGCAGUUACAACUACAGGGGUUUUGACUUUGGCAACCAUUUCUGUGAGUGGAUCUAUGAUUACACCUACAAUCAGUGGCCUUUCUACAAAGCCACACCGGAAAAUUACCCCACCAGAGAGCAGCAGCUUCACUUCAUCAGGAAUUAUUUGGCAGAACAGAGAAGACACUCCAACGACACAGUCGACCAGACACAGAUUGAAGAGGACAUGAUCAUUGAAGCUAACAGAUAUGCAUUGGCCUCGCACUUCCUCUGGGGUUUGUGGUCCAUCAUUCAAGCCAAGAUAUCCAAGAUUGAAUUUGGAUACAUGGACUACGCUCAGUGUCGCUUUGAUGCCUACUUCAAGCAGAAAAAGCUCUUCUCCUAAAGUCCCCCCUGUCAGUCAGAAUGGACUAACUUGUGUUUCUCAUGAUCAGUGUUUUGUCUGUUGAAUGUAAUUAAAGUCCAGGCCUAUGCAACGCUGCUUACGAUGACCAGCGCUGGGUGAAAGGUUAACAUUUCUGUCGCGUACUUGCAAACAUAUGAAUUGACCUGUCUCUGUGAGAGCAGAGUCGGCUCUACGGCACUGAAGGUUGUUAAGUAGUCGACAGCCCAGCACCGGCCAGGCUCGGCUCCUUUACUUUUUGAAGUUUAUCACUUUUUCAGGCGCACCAAACUUUUAUGGACCACGUGUUGACAUUGUUAUCUUUUACUUUUUGUAAGACGUAGCUGUAUCAGGUUAAACUACUGAUUAGCAUCCAGACUUCAGCAUCUCAAACCUGGAGCUUUUAGUUUAGCAUGAAAGGCAUUUGUAUUACUCUCUUCUUUUAUAUUUUUAGUCCUGCUACCUCACGUCUAACCUCAUUCUACAUUUGAGUGGAGAGAUUCCAUAGGAGCUUGUUCUAAUAGUCUUGACUGGAAAGAAGGAAACUGUUAACACAGUCAUUAGCUCCUUUAUCUGCUGCAAGUGAGAUAAACUUACUUCCCAGUGUCAAUGGUCCAGUAAAAUAGAGUUACAACCAUGCAUACAUUCAGUAAACCCUUACAUAACAUUAUAGUGUUGAUUUAAUAAUUAGAACACUAACAGUUUAGGUAACUUUUCUGUACUGGAUUUAAGUUUAAACUGUAAAUAUUUGAAGCACUGUUCCGUCCUUCUCAUCCGUGCAUCAUUCUUUUGUGUGUUAAAAUGUUUUCUCUUUUGGGCUUUGCUUGUUUUUUUUUCUAAUUUUAAGCACAGUAACUUUAACUCUUUGCCUGUUGUAUUAGUUCAACUAAACUUUCCCAAUGGCACAUGUCUGUAACCAUGUAUUGCCUAUAUUACAUCUAACAGUAGUUGGAAUGUCUGUUAUCUAAAGUUGCAAUUUUCCUGAAUCCAUCUGAAUGUGAUAUUUUUAACAGUAUUUACUUUAAUAUGAAUAACCUUAACAUUUCAUGUCUUUGUUUCAUCUCAGAGGUAGAGUAAAACCUAAGCUGUGCUACUUUCUACUCUACAUCUGCUGAUACCCCUGCACCCUGUUGAAACUUGUUCAUAUGACAAAACUAAAUCAUAAUUAAAAAUAAAUAAAUAAAUAAAUAAAUAAAGCUUAGGAACAUGA
Messenger RNA from Betta splendens (Siamese fighting fish), 2741 nucleotides. It is a transcript of the gene chkb, whose product is annotated as choline kinase beta. Lineage: Eukaryota; Metazoa; Chordata; Actinopteri; Anabantiformes; Osphronemidae. Gene Ontology annotation, biological process: phosphatidylethanolamine biosynthetic process; CDP-choline pathway. Gene Ontology annotation, molecular function: choline kinase activity; ethanolamine kinase activity. Gene Ontology annotation, cellular component: cytoplasm. The transcript has 11 exons. Bases 74 to 1534 code for a protein of 486 amino acids. The record is from RefSeq and is a predicted model, not a curated record.